Molecule: messenger RNA, 966 nt
Organism: Alternaria metachromatica
Lineage: Eukaryota; Fungi; Ascomycota; Dothideomycetes; Pleosporales; Pleosporaceae
Exons: 2
Coding region: 1-966 (321 amino acids)
Source: RefSeq, a predicted model, not a curated record
AUGCCCAUGGAAAUCCACCGCUUGCCGAGCGCACGAGAGUUGAGACGCAUCGCUUAUUCGACCCACCUGGAAGACACCCUGAAUAUCCUGAGCGACGCACCUAGCGAUAGGCAAUCCAGUUGCCAUCUGACUUCGCAAGAUGAAGCCCUUGCCUCCAGAGGUCUUACCGAUGUGGGUAAUCCACAAGAUACACUGUGUCAGUUCUUUGAGCUCCUUCCGCGCGAGAUCAGAGAUGAGAUCUAUCGCUACGCACUCGGAAAUCUCAGCGCUGCCUUUAUGCACGAUACUUAUAAAGCACAAAUCCCAUGGAUGCGCUUGAGCAAGCAGAUGUACCAGGAGGCUACCGAGGAAUUCUAUCAUCUGGCUCGCUUCAACAUGGACCUGGACAUGCGCUACAAGUUUCCUCACGUCAAAGGCGUCACACGACAGGUCAAGAUACGCCACGCUCCCGCACUUAUCCGCGCGAGAUUUCUUUCAGUAGUGAAUCUAACUGUAUUAAAUCUUCGCCAAACGGAAGGCUUGAUCGAGACUCUGCAUUUCGACGAGGAAACCGAGCAGUACAAAACAUUAGUUGAUCUCUUCCCACGCAUGGUUGCAUUGCGACAACUUGAGAUCCAAAUGAAACUCAGAGUCCCGCCAUGUGACGAGUUCUGCGAUACCGAGUACCGACCCUCACUCUCGUUCAUCCGAAGUCUACCUCGUGCGUCUCUGGCAAGAUUAUGCGUCGAAAUCGAGUAUGCUUAUGAGACAUAUCAUCAUAACCCCACCGCUUGGACGCUUGCCGCGAAUAAUGUCGUCAGUAGGCUCUCUGAUCCUCUCCAGAGAGAGGUCGAAAAAUGCGCACUGCAUGCAGUUAGGGGUGACGAUCAUCAGUGGAAAGAGUGGAAAGAGGAGCUUGCACCUAAUGUGAGGCGAUUUACCCAUCUCUCGCUAGGUUUUGAUAUCACUAUGGCCAACUAUAGGUGA